Molecule: messenger RNA, 515 nt
Organism: Mycetomoellerius zeteki
Lineage: Eukaryota; Metazoa; Arthropoda; Insecta; Hymenoptera; Formicidae
Product: sodium channel protein Nach
Exons: 4
Biological process (GO): sodium ion transport
Cellular component (GO): membrane
Molecular function (GO): sodium channel activity
Source: RefSeq, a predicted model, not a curated record
GUUAUUAUACAUUACAUAAUUAUAUGUUUCCUGGUGUUUAUCUUUUAUAUUUUCUAUCAUGAAUUUAUGACAACACCUUUAGUAACUUCCGCGGAUACAAACGAUCAUAAAACGACUACUUUACCUUUUCCAGCAAUCGCCAUCUGCUCCGUUAACAGGAUAAGUCGGCAAUCCGCAACGGAACUGGCGACCAAUAUUUUUAAAGCAAAUAUCACGAACCAGACAGUUGAUGAAAUUCUCAUCUUGAUAAUGCGGCUGGGCAAUCUCUACAUUUCUAAUUUUGACACGGAUAAUCAUGAUGUGGAAUUAGAUAAACUUUUAACAACUUAUCAUAAUGGGAUUUACGAUGUCACUGAAAUAAUGAAAGCUCUGACUCCGCAAUGUUCGAUGAUGCUAUCGAAAUGUAAGCUGCAUGGAAACUACAGCGAUUGUUCGACACUUUUUAAGUUUCGCAAGACGCAGGACGGAUACUGUUGCACUUUCAAUUACGUGCGUGAAAGCGACGACAUUUUCGA